CCGCCCGCCCAUCACGCGUUUCCCAGGAAGUGCUGGAUGCACACAGACUCUGAUCUCGCCACUGGAAAGGCCUCUGGCUUCACAACAACAUUUGUUUACAAUGAAUACCAACUUAGCAGCUCACACGUACGUCAUCACUGGUGGAGGAGGUUAUUUCGGAUUUCGUCUUGCUUGCACCCUCCGCAAGGAAUCGUCCAGAAUCCUCCUGUUUGAUGUGAGGCCUCCGAACGGGGUGUUGCCUGAAGGUGUGGAGUUUGUACAGGGUGAUGUGCGGGACUACGCUCAGGUGGAGAAGGUUCUGCGAGGAGCGGACUGCAUCUUCCACAUCGCCUCCUACGGGAUGUCGGGAAGGGAGCAGCUCAACAAGAAGCUCAUCGAAGAGGUGAACAUUCAGGGAACUGAAAACGUCCUCCAGGCCUGCGUGGCUCUUGGGGUCCCACGCCUGGUGUACACCAGCACUUUCAACGUGGUCUUUGGUGGUCAGGUCAUAAAGAAUGGUGACGAGACGCUUCCCUACCUUCCCUUACAUCUCCAUCCAGACCACUACUCCAGGACCAAGUCGCUAGCAGAGAUGCGGGUGCUAAAGACUAACGGUGCACCGCUAGCAGGUGGAUGCGGGAUCCUGCGGACUUGCGCUUUGCGUCCGGCUGGAAUUUAUGGCCCAGGGGAGGAGAGGCACCUUCCGAGGAUUGUGAGAUACAUAGAGAACGGCCUCUUUAAGUUUGUCUAUGGGGAUCCCGACAGUCUGGUGGAAUUCGUUCAUGUUGAUAACUUGGUUUCUGCGCAUGUGCUAGCUGCAGAAGCACUCACGGAGAAACGCCAUCACCGUGCUGCUGGACAAGCCUACUUUAUUUCAGAUGGCCGACCAAUCAACAACUUUGAGUUCUUCAGACCACUAGUGGAGGGUCUGGGUUACUCUUUCCCCAAGCUACGCCUUCCAAUAUCUCUCAUUUACUUCUUCGCAUUCCUCACCGAGAUGGUACACAGCGUGGUCGGCCGUGUCUACAACUUCCAGCCCCUACUGACCCGUACUGAAGUCUACAAGACUGGGGUCACCCACUAUUUCAGCAUGGACAAAGCCAGGGCCGAACUGGGCUAUGACCCCAGAGUAUAUGACCUGAAGGAAGCGGUGGAGUGGUUCAGGAGCAAAGGACAUGGGAGAAAGCAUGCUGCUUCACCGGUGAAGAAGCUGAUCCUCGAUGCGUUGUUGUUUGUUGUCAUUGGGGCAUUAAUACUGUCCUUUCUGCCAGUGGUGGGGCAAUAAGGGCAGCAUCAACAACAUAGUGAUACGGCUGGUAUUUGGACCUGCAUCCAGUAUGAAGUAGGGCUGGAACUGUUGAUCAUUCUUAUAAUUGAUUACUCUAUCAACUAGUAUUUGAUUAAUUGACUAAUUGAGCCAUUAUGGCUUCUGCAGCUUCUUGUCAUUUUGCCCAUCACCGUUCAUAGAAUGCAGAUGAAACAACAGAAGCCAUAUUGCCCCCUACACUUCCGGUAGUGUAUUGCAACCUGUCAGUAUGACUGUGUGGAUCAUAUGAACGUUGUAGAGGAUUAAGGAGUUUUUAUUUUUUAAUGAAACAAUAAAAGCGAUAUUGCCCCCUA
Molecule: messenger RNA, 1599 nt
Organism: Colossoma macropomum (tambaqui)
Lineage: Eukaryota; Metazoa; Chordata; Actinopteri; Characiformes; Serrasalmidae
Gene: sdr42e1
Product: short chain dehydrogenase/reductase family 42E, member 1
Exons: 3
Coding region: 101-1264 (387 amino acids)
Biological process (GO): steroid biosynthetic process
Molecular function (GO): 3-beta-hydroxy-Delta5-steroid dehydrogenase (NAD+) activity
Source: RefSeq, a predicted model, not a curated record